Rhipicephalus sanguineus (brown dog tick) is the source of this 2008-nucleotide messenger RNA. It is a transcript of the gene Src42A, whose product is annotated as tyrosine-protein kinase Src42A. NCBI's taxonomy places the organism in Eukaryota, Metazoa, Arthropoda, Arachnida, Ixodida, Ixodidae. Gene Ontology annotation, cellular component: extrinsic component of cytoplasmic side of plasma membrane. Gene Ontology annotation, molecular function: signaling receptor binding; ATP binding; non-membrane spanning protein tyrosine kinase activity. The record is from RefSeq and is a predicted model, not a curated record. The transcript has 7 exons. Gene Ontology annotation, biological process: innate immune response; protein phosphorylation; cell differentiation. The coding region runs from base 304 to 1926 and encodes 540 amino acids.
CGGACGGGCGGUCCGUGUUUCCGUGCGGCUCGGAGCUGCCCGCAAGCUCGCCCUGUGCUGUUGGAGAGUUGGGAGUAGUUUUGCCCGUGGUGGGGUUGUGUGUGUGCGUGCGUGCGUGCCCCCGUGUUUCAUGUGUUCGUGCGUGCUGUACGUGCCGCGCUCCGCGAGCUGCCGUGCCAGGCCUACCAUGGACGACGGUGUUUGGCCGUCGACGAUGAAUGCGCCGUCGCGGCGCUGACCGAGCGAAGCCGAGAAGUCGCACCUCUCUUUUUCGUCUGCUCUAAGUAAAACCGGGACGCCAUCAUGGGAAGCUGUUUCAGCCGAUCGGCGGGCUCCAAGUCGACGUCCAAGAAGGAGUCGGUGCAGGCCCCCGUCGACCGCGGGGACGUAGCCUCGAUCAAUAUCGGCCCGGUGACCACCCACGAACCGGUGUCGGGCAGGCCCGUGCACCACAUCGAGCUAGCGGGCGGCGGCGGCGGCGGCAUCGUCGGUCGCAAUGGUCCCACGGUGCCCAUCACCGUGCAGCCCGACGUCGAGACUUCGGCGGGGCCCGGCCCUGGCGGCGCCAAGAUAUUCGUCGCGCUCUACGACUAUGACGCGCGCACGGACGAAGACCUGAGCUUCAAGAAAGGCGAGCACCUCGAGAUCCUCAACGACACCCAGGGUGACUGGUGGUUCGCCCGCUCCAAGUCUACCAAGCAGGAGGGCUACAUCCCGUCCAACUAUGUGGCCAAACUCAAGUCCAUCGAAGCUGAACCUUGGUACUUUGGCAAAAUCAAGCGUAUCGAGGCCGAGAAGAAGCUCCUGCUGCCGGAGAACGAGCAUGGGGCCUUCCUGGUGCGAGACAGUGAGAGCCGACGGAACGACUUUUCUCUUUCGGUUCGGGACGGGGACACGGUAAAGCACUACCGCAUUCGGCAGUUGGACGAGGGUGGAUUCUUUAUUGCCCGGCGGACUACGUUCCGCACUCUGCUGGAGCUUGUGGACCACUAUGCCAACGAGGCUGACGGUCUCUGCGUCAACCUGCGCAAACCCUGCGUUCAGGUGGAGAAGCCCAUGACCAGUGGCCUGUCGCACUCGACACGCGACCAAUGGGAGAUCGAACGGAGCUCACUUAAGUUUGUACGCAAGCUCGGUCAGGGACAGUUUGGCGAGGUGUGGGAAGGCCUGUGGAACAACACCACGCCUGUUGCCAUCAAGACGCUCAAGCCGGGAACCAUGGACCCGAAGGACUUCCUGGCCGAGGCGCAGAUCAUGAAGAAGCUGCGCCACCAGAAGCUGGUGCAGCUGUAUGCGGUGUGCACCCUCGAGGAGCCCAUCUACAUCAUCACCGAGCUGAUGAAGCACGGCUCGCUCCUCGAGUUCCUGCAGGGCAAGGGCCGCUCGCUCCAGCUGCCCCAGCUCAUCGAUAUGGCCGCCCAGAUCGCGGCCGGCAUGGCCUACCUCGAGGCCCAGAACUACAUCCACCGCGACCUCGCCGCGCGCAACAUCCUCGUCGGCGAUGCCAACGUGGUCAAGAUAGCGGACUUCGGUCUCGCGCGGCUCAUCAAAGGUGGGCAGGACGAGUACGAGGCGCGCGUGGGUGCCCGCUUCCCCAUCAAGUGGACGGCGCCCGAGGCGGCCAACUACUCCAAGUUCUCAAUUAAGUCGGACGUCUGGUCCUUUGGUAUUCUGCUGACCGAGCUGGUCACCUACGGACGCAUUCCUUACCCGGGCAUGACCAAUGCCGAGGUUCUUCACCAGGUUGAGCACGGCUACAGGAUGCCCUGCCCUCCGGGCUGUCCUCCGGCGCUGUACGAGAUCAUGCUCGAGACAUGGCACAAGGACCCGAUGAAGCGGCCCACGUUUGAGACGCUGCAGUGGAAGCUCGAGGACUUCUUCACCAUGGAGGGUUCGGAGUACAAGGAGGCUGCCAUGGCCUACUGACGUUCCGGUGGCGGCCUCUGCUGCCAGCCGCAGGCGGUCACCGCGCCACCCAUCUACUGAGAGACACGCUGGAGAAGAGAGA